Molecule: messenger RNA, 1960 nt
Organism: Haliotis rufescens (red abalone)
Lineage: Eukaryota; Metazoa; Mollusca; Gastropoda; Lepetellida; Haliotidae
Product: mRNA export factor-like
Exons: 11
Coding region: 164-1270 (368 amino acids)
Biological process (GO): transcription-dependent tethering of RNA polymerase II gene DNA at nuclear periphery; RNA export from nucleus
Cellular component (GO): nuclear pore
Molecular function (GO): RNA binding; ubiquitin binding
Source: RefSeq, a predicted model, not a curated record
UGUGUGUCAAAUAUAGCUGAUUUACAGGCCGAUUUGCACACACACUCGUUUCUAAUUUGCAAAAUAUUUGUUUUGUCCGUGUUAUAUAUCCGGUCCUAAAUUUCUGUGAGAGCGCCAUCUGCGGACGGAGAAAGAAAAUUAUCUCUGGUGGGUUUGGAACACCAUGAGUAUAUUUGGUGGCACAUCACAAUUCGGUCAGUCCAAUAUGUUCGGUUCAUCCACAAACAACACAGCAUACAAUCCCAUGAAGGACAUUGAGGUUGCCUCUCCCCCUGAUGACAGUGUAAGUUGCCUCAAGUUCAGCCCCGGUGCUCUCCCCUCCACAUUCCUUGUAGCAGGCAGCUGGGACAACAACGUGCGUUGUUGGGAAGUGCAGCAGAGUGGCCAGACAAUCCCCAAGGCCCAGCAGACUCACACAGGACCAGUGCUGGAUGUAGACUGGAGUGAUGAUGGCACCAAGGUGUUCACUGCAUCGUGUGACAAGACUGUGAAGAUGUGGGACCUCAACAGCAAUCAGGCCUUACAAGUAGCACAGCAUGAUGCUCCAAUCAAGACGGUGCACUGGGUGAAGGCCCCCAACUACAGCUGUGUGAUGACAGGCAGCUGGGACAAGACUCUCAAGUUCUGGGACACUCGGUCACCAAACCCCAUCAUGAACAUCCAGCUCCCCGAGAGAUGCUAUUGUGCUGAUGUGAAAUACCCCAUGGCAGUUGUUGGCACAGCGGGUCGGGGUCUCAUCAUCUACCAACUGGAGAACCAGCCUCAAGAGUUCAAGAGGAUGGAAUCACCCCUCAAGUACCAGCAUCGCUGUGUGAGCAUCUUCCUGGACAAGAAGACGAAUGCUCCGACCGGCUUUGCGCUGGGCAGCAUUGAGGGCCGUGUGGCUAUACACUACGUCAACCCCACCAACCCCAAGGACAACUUCACCUUCAAGUGCCACCGGUCUAACGGAGCGUCCAACGGCGUGCAGGACAUAUAUGCGGUGAAUGACAUCUCGUUCCAUCCCGUCCACGGCACUCUGUCAACUGUGGGAUCUGAUGGCCGAUUCAGCUUCUGGGACAAGGACGCCCGCACCAAGCUGAAGACCUCGGACCAGUUUGACCAGCCUAUCACGACCUGUAACUUCAACGCUCAGGGCAACAUUUUCGCCUAUGCAUCCAGCUACGAUUGGUCCAAGGGUCAUGAAGGGUACGAUCCGCAGAAGAUGAAGCCACAUAUCUUCCUCCGGUCCUGCUUUGACGAACUAAAGCCAAGCACCAAGAGGUCAUAAACACAUCCUGCCCUCAGCCUCACACAAGAUGGACGACCGUUGCAGUCAUGUCUCAUGAUGUGCAACAAUUAUCUUAAUAUGAACAUUAUUUUGAGAUACUUAUUCAAAAUGGAUAACACCAUUUGGUGAUUUAACAACAUGAUCGGUUCCAAGUCAUAAAUCUUGUAAAUAUUCAUGCUAAUUGUCAUUUUUUGUUUCAUCCUGUAAUUUUUUGUCAUAUGUCAGUGCAAAGUCAAGCUGUCCAAGAAUCUGGUGAUUAUGAGUAAUACGAACAGAGCAUGUGCUAUUGACAAGGGUCCAAUCACUGAUGAUCCACAGACUCGACUGGAGGGGUCUGUUUUGGAUAACAGAAGGGUGAAUCUGAUUUUGUUAAAAUAAGCACAGUUUGUUUCACAUGAAGCUUUUUCAACAGUCAGGAUGACCUUGAAAUGUGAUAUUUCAAUUCCAAAUACAUAACCCUGCUUUUGGGGCAUAUUUUGGCAAAGUCACUGAAAUAUAUGUUUUGCCUAAAAGCGGCAUCAGAAGAGGUCCUCCUGACUGCUGAAGGUAUGGUCCAGAUCUUAGCAUGUGUCUUACCUGGCUUUACUAUGUCUCCUUCAUGGUACCUGGUGGUCACCUUGAGCUUGUUGUAACGUAUAGUUGAUAUUGAUGUACAUAAGCAUGAUCAGACAAUAAACAAUCUUUACCAGC